This is a messenger RNA of Trichobilharzia regenti, 1884 nucleotides long. The record is from the annotation of a GenBank genome assembly. NCBI's taxonomy places the organism in Eukaryota, Metazoa, Platyhelminthes, Trematoda, Strigeidida, Schistosomatidae.
AUGGGCAAUAUUAUUGUAUUUGAAUCAAGCUUGACAUCAUCACAAGAACUUGAAAGUUUAAGAGCAACACUUACUGAAAUAAAUACAUGCCUAUCAAUAGAAAAUGAUAAAUUAAAAUAUAGUGAAUUGUUUAACUUAAAAAAGGAUUUAGAAGAGUUAAUUACAUUGAAAGAAGAUGAACUUUUGGCUUAUAGGAAGUUACAGCUACUAACUGAAGUUGAUUCUAUCCUUGCUAAGAAUAAUACUACAAAAAACAAUGAGAUCGAACCUUCAUCUUCACAGAUUAACACAUUAUCAGAGCCUAUAAAUGAGCAUUCAUUAAUUGGACAACGUUGUAGUAUUCCGGGAUGGACUUCAAAUGGAAAAUUUAUUCGACAGAAUGCUUUGAUACUAUCGAUUGUUGAUUGUGAUGGUGAAAUGCCUGAACGAGUUCGUGUAAUAUUGUCUCAUCCGACACGCUAUAGUGAAAUUCCAUGUGAAAGUUUUUUUGAAACUGGAUCAUGUUAUCGUGGGAUUCGUUGCCCUAAUUCUCAUGGUAAAAUUGUUAAUAUUGAGGAUAUUGAGGAUUGGUUCGAACCGGAUGCUCAGAAAUACUUGCGUGAAGGUCAACCAUGUUUAGCAAAUGAUCCUAACAGCCCGCAUAGCUCAUUAUGGCGACAUGCUCGGAUUCUUCAAACAGAUUUCGAAUCAUCUACAUGUGUCAUUCAAUGGGGUCAUGGUGGCAUUCGCUCAGAUGAAAAAUCAGCGGUUAAACGACAAUCAUACGAUAAUUUAGAAGCUGAAGUUAUCAGUUUACCCUUGAAGUGUAUUCAUGUAUUGGAUGAUGAUGAUGAUGACGAGGAGGAGGAGAAUACAGAUUGUGAUGUCUCUGUAACUAGUGGUGUUUCAGUGUCCACAACUGAUGAUUCUGAAUCGGAGGCUAAUGAUGAUUUAAAUUCUUCUUUGUCAACUAAAUUUCCUAUGCAUUCAAUGCCUAACGAAAAAACUGUAGAUGAUACUGCGAAAUCACAAUCAUAUCCAAAAACUGACGGUAGCAGUAGUAAACUUCGUUCACAUGUUCAGUUUUUCUACGGUACUACUCUUAAUCCCAGUGAAUUAUUAAUGGACUCAUCAAGUUCAGUAAUCAGUGUAGAGGAGGAAUCAAAGAUUAAUAACGAUGAUGAUAAUAAUAAGCAACAUCUACUUGGAGAAUGGGAGGUGCAUACACGAGGAAUUGGCUCACGUUUAUUAGCCAGUAUGGGUUAUCCAGGUUAUGGUGGACUUGGUCGUUGUCAUCAAGGUCGUCAGUUUCCUGUAUGUACCAGUCUUGAAAAAUAUCAAAUUCAUAGUGCCAAAUGGCAUCGACCUUCCUUAGAUAAUGUUGUGUUACCACCGAAAAGGCGCAAAGCACGUCGUAAUGCUGCAUCAUUAUCAAUGACACAAGGUAAAAAAGGAAAUGUGAAUACAUGUCGGAACACUACAUCUAAGAAUGAAGGCAGUUCUUAUUCUGGUGGAAGUGUUUUUCAGUUAAUCAAUCUGGCAUUAUUAUCCAAUAACAGAAGCGGUACUUGUAGUACUACUAGUACCAGUGAUAAUUCCAAACCUUCAAACGUCAGUAAUUCUUUAAAGAAUACACAGAUAUCAUCUAUUACACAUUGUAAUGAAAGUGUGCUAAAGCGUAAAUUGUUCCACACACAUGAACAGAUAAAUAAAUUACACCAGCAUAUUUGCAAAGCUCAAGGAGCUGUGAAAAGAAAUGAAGGUCGAGAUCGUAUAGCAGUGAAACAAGCUCAGCAGAGAGUAGUUGAAUUACAAUCGCAACUGAUACAAUUAAAAGAGAAUGAACGAACUAUUGUAAACAUGCAAAAUAAACAGAUGAAAGAGAAAAAACUGCGUAUAUUUUAA